Messenger RNA from Phytophthora nicotianae INRA-310, 989 nucleotides. RefSeq lists its product as hypothetical. The coding region runs from base 68 to 838 and encodes 256 amino acids. Lineage: Eukaryota; Oomycota; Peronosporomycetes; Peronosporales; Peronosporaceae. Gene Ontology annotation, cellular component: nucleus; cytoplasm. The record is from RefSeq and is a predicted model, not a curated record. The transcript has a single exon.
CAACUAUGCCAGUGCGUGAAAAUGCACUUCUUAGAGCGAUGACUUCUCACUUUCCGAUUCGCCUAUCAUGGGUGUGGUUAGGAAGCUGCGCGUGCUGUGUAUGCAUGGAUAUCGCACCAAUGCCAAGAUCAUGGAGGAUCAGACGCGCGGGCUGCGCAAGGCGCUGGCUCCACACGCCGAGUUCGUGUUCUUGAACGGGCCCAUCGAAGCCCGUGGACCUUCGGACGACGUUAUCGAGAAACUCUACGACGAUAACAAGCCAUUCUACGAAUGGGGAAGCUUCACGGAGCGCGAGCGGCCGCACCGAUUGGACCCGGAGACGCAGGAGAUUGAAUAUCUGGACGGCGGAUGGUACCACGACUAUGUGGACUGGGACACCACGGUCAAGUAUAUGGACGAACAGCUCCCCAAACUCGGACCUAUUGACGCGGUUGUGGGCUUCUCUCAAGGGGCACAGACAAUGACAGCGCUGACGAUGUGGUACCUGCAUCACCACAAUAAGCGAUGGUGGAAGUGCUGCGUCAGUGUUUGUGGUCCGCGCGUGCGUGGGGCUGCAUUGCGUCCAUUGUUCGAGCACCCGGAUGGUACUAAGAAGUUGGUUCCAAUGCCAUCGAUUCACAUUGUUGGAAAGACGGACAAGUGGCGUAGCGGAUGCUACGAAUUGGUGGACAUGUACGAGGAUCAGCCCGAGGGAGCAGCUCGCGACAAGUUCGUGUUCGAGCACGACACAGGCCACAGGUUUCCUAGUGGAGAGCGACACGAACAGCUUUACGAAGACGUGGCACAGAUCAUUCGCUCGCACUGCGAGUCACCGUCUGCAAGUGAGUGGAUCGCCUAAAUAUCUUACAGCAAAGGCAACAAUAUACACAAAGGCUGCAAAUAAAUGUGUUGCGUUAUUAAAAAAAAAAUAGGCUGCUUUGUAGCUCUCGCAGUGCCAAAUAGUCACCAACUCAAUAAAAAUAUUCAACUAAAACAUCGAUGACAGCGUC